CUUCAUGACGCCUGUUUAGCUGCGUGUGGCUAAUGCUAGCUAACAAGCAGGCUGCAGUGAUGUAGUUCACAGAAGAGCCACUUGCACCUGAUGACAGCGGCUAACGUUAGCUAGCUCAUGCUAACACAUGCUAACACAAGCUAACAGUCUUAUCCGGGUUUGAGGUCGCUUCACCGGGGGGCUCAGUUCGCCCAGCCCGGCUAGCUAACUCGCUAGCUACACGCUAGCUAACCCGCUGGUGUGUGAGGUUAGCGAUGCGCUGCGGUUUGUUUCGGUUAGCUAGCCUAUUAGCUUAGCUGCCAGGCGGUGCUGUUGUUGUUGUUGUUUUGUUGGAGCUGAUAUCAACACACACACGCCACCGUCCCCGGAGUUUGAUGUCAGGAGUCCGGCUAAGAUGUGGCAAAGUGUCGGGCUCACGCUGCUGGUCAUAGUGGCCACACUGGUCUGUGGGCUGCUCUUCAUGUUUAUCGGUUGGUAUGUAGUCUGGCAGCUCUUCUUAUCCAAGUUCAAGUUCCUGCGUGAGCUUGUCGGCGACGCUAGCACCCCGCCGGCCGAAACCCAACCGUCCGAACCCAAGAGCGAGCGCCCGGCGAGCGCCACGGCUCGAAACCGACCCCGGACGUCACGCCAAAGAGUCGCCGCUCCAGAAAGCACUUCGUAGAUCCACCCCCGUGACGGGCGCCAUGUCUCUGCACCAGAACCCGCUCUCACCCUGAUGCUACAGACGCCACCGUGGGAUCAUCAAAGAUCCUCCCCCCCUCCCGCCCGACAACCCUGCACUCUACACUACUCCCCCCCCCGCCCCACCUCACCAGGACACUUUAAACCAACCAGGAAGAACUUCUGGUUUCAAAGGGAAAAGCCAUUAAUGUACAUUGCUGUCCAUCUCUGUAUGUCCCCUGUUGGUAUGUUUGUGUACUGAGCAGUGACACCGGGGGUUCCACUCUGUCCCACUGUCAUCCUGGGGUAGAGCCGGCCGGCGUUCACCAGCUCCCACGCUGCUUCCUGCCUCUGGGGGGGGUGAAGCUGCUCCAACACACACACACACACAAAGAGAGAUGGAUUCAUUCUCCUGCGUACAUGUUGUAAAUCGUGUAUUUUUAGCAGAUGUUGGCAGAAAAAAACUGUCAACGCUGAGUUCGUCCGCAUCAUUUCAACGAGAACAAACUGAAGGUUUAAACUGAAAUUGUUAUAUGUACAACUGACAACUUUAUUUACAACAGAGAGAGAGCAAUGACAGGAAUGUUCACACACGCUGUUGUUAUGGUGGAAACUGUCUCGUGCAGCAGACGAUGCCCAAAGCCGACAAAUGACCUGGUUUCGUUUCAGUAAAAAUGUGAAAUGUGACCUGUUCCUUGCAACUUCUCCUUCGCCCCCUUUUUACACGUUUAUACUCGAAGAGUCAGGAGAACGUUUCAAGGAAGAGACAGUCGGUGUUUUAGAAGCUGCUACGAUCAUAGUUAGCUGACGUCUCGGAGAAGAGAGUCUGAACCCUCCUCCCGCUCCCUGUGCCUCGGCCUGUACCAGUGCCUGUCUCGAUUGGCAUCCACUGUUUGUCCCCCGGCCUCCAGCAGUCACUUAGUGCUCAUUACAUGGCGAGUCCAAGCUGACCAGCGCCUGCUCCAUAUUCCCUCCAGGUACAACGUUACUCUUGCACCUUCUUAUCAGCGAUGAUUAUAAUUGUUUUUCUUCAGAGGAGCUGUAGCUUCAAAUAAAAACCGCCAUGAAUAUA
Messenger RNA from Limanda limanda (common dab), 1732 nucleotides. It is a transcript of the gene smim13, whose product is annotated as small integral membrane protein 13. The transcript is spliced from 2 exons. Bases 395 to 661 code for a protein of 88 amino acids. The record is from RefSeq and is a predicted model, not a curated record. NCBI's taxonomy places the organism in Eukaryota, Metazoa, Chordata, Actinopteri, Pleuronectiformes, Pleuronectidae.